Messenger RNA from Amoebophrya sp. A25, 7156 nucleotides. NCBI's taxonomy places the organism in Eukaryota, Dinophyceae, Syndiniales, Amoebophryaceae. The record is from the annotation of a GenBank genome assembly.
AGACAGCAGCGACAAUUGUGUCGUGUUGGAAAGUCACGUAGCUUAGAAGACAGAAAAAUGGACUUCCCGGAUUUACAACGUGAAUGGCGUGCCCACGAAGGUGCGAGGCGAAGGUUUUUCAACCUCCGACGUUUCCUGGUGAAUUAUGCUAUGGAAGGGACGGCGCAACCAUCAGUCUUCGGAGAAACGAGCGACUUACCUGCGGCACCGAUUCCUGCGGGAGGUAUUUUUGAAGGGAAGAUGCUAGUCUAGGUGAGUCACCUCGAUCUUAAGUUCAUGAAGAUGAUGCUGACGACAUGAUGAGGAAUAACGGAAAAAGAUGGAAAAAAGGAACGAGGAACUAGACAGAAGAACUAGAAAAGCUUGCGGCUCUAAGAAAUUAUACAUAUAGAGAUGCUUUAUUUAACCCGUGAGUUGGUACAUCAAUCAAUCAAUCAAUCAAUGUUGACGUUUUUCAAAAUGAUCGUGAUGCUGAUACGUAAGUCGUUACAUGAUGAAUGAUGAAGAAGACUUCUGCUCGGCUUAUAUUUCGCCAUCUUCUCUGCUUGGUUCUGUUGCCACUUCUAGAGAAAUCUGGACCAUUUUUGCUUAGGGGUAAUUCUAGCCAAGUGCUGUGACCACUUCUCAAUCUCUACAAAUCGCAUCAUGAACAAAUCCACAAACUGUUUGCCUGACAUGAAAUAACAACUUUGACUGGCUCCAGAGCUCCAGAGGGUACUUACAUCAUCAACAAAUCUGAGAUCAACUGUCUUCUCACAGAUCCCGCCUCCCGACGCCGUACUACUGUGAAGAGACGGUCUUUCUCCGUCAUAGAGGAUCUGGCGAGGCAGGAAGAAGAAAGCCAACUACCCUCAGAGGAGAAGAAGUAUAUCGUUAUCAACGCCGUAGAGCAGGGAAAGUUAAGGGUUCUUGAAGCAUUUCAUUACUAUACAUUAGUACCAUAUUAGGCUAUGCUUCUCUCCGUUAGCAUAAGCAUUGCCAUCCAAAAAUGAAAUGUUUUAACCCUUAAGAAAAGUCAACAAAAUCCGAGCUUAUCUGCAAAAUGCUCAACUUGCACAGGACAAAACACUCUGGAACAUGAGGAACAAGAAUGGAGACACGCCUUUACUCGUAUUAAGGCUGGAGUUUAUCACUAUCCCAUUAUGCUGAGAAGUGGAGUCUCUUCCCGCCCUUGAUUAAUUUUAUAGGGGAAUGAAACCACGAGGGUCCUCUCUACGGGUGUUAGGAACGACACUAUCAAGGGCAUACCUAUGUUGACAAGGGAAGCAGGACAUCUCUCUCGACAAGGGAUAGAGGGAAAAACGGGCGCUAAGAGUCGCCAUAAAGGAUCGCGAUUUGCAAAUGAUGCACCUGCUGUGCUCAAAUUGGCCAACUUUGUUAUGGAAAGAACAUCAUGAGUCUUCCAAUUCCAGCCUACUCGAUGCUUCCUGCUCAUUACCUUUCUUCAAAUAGUAUUUUGUCACAAAAAAGAAUGACCACUUUCUCAAUCUAGGAUCUGUAAUCGCGACAUUUCACUUUCAUCAGCAUCUUUUUGACGAAGUCCCAGCAAAUUUAUGUCCCUGGUACUAUCCUGGUACUAGGAUCAUCAUCUUCAUCUUUUUCAUCUUCUUAUUCUUAUCAUUUGCAGAACAUUUGCAGAACAGAGCCGUCAUCCCUCUCUGGGUCCCACCCUCUAAUCCCGGAACUCGGCUCUACAGAUCGACCUCAAGAGCGCAGUGCUGUCCAUCUACUCGUUCUGAUGAGGGUCGAAGACGACAUCAUCCAAUUUUUCCUGAACCAUUAAGGCUUCCUGCCGCAAAUUCUAUAGGAGAGUUUAAUUUCUGCUAUGUAUCAUCUAUAGGAGAGUUGUAUCUUCUAUGUAUCAUCUAUAGGAGAGUUGUAUCUUGGACUUACUUCUCUGAACAAGUAGGAAGCAUGCUAUGUAUCUAUAGGAGACUUGGACUUACUUCUCUGAACAAGUAGAAUUGCUUCCAAGUAGGACUUGGACUUACUUCUCUGAACAAGUAGAAUUGCUUCGCCAAGUAGGGUACUACUAGUAGUUUAGAGAGAAGUACUAGUUUAGAGAGAAAGUCUAGUUAUCCGCUGAGAAGAGACUUCUCUGAAGUAUUGUCUCAUCCAAGAAGGUGGGUCGUUAGAAAGUCUAGUUAGUCGUAUACGGCUCAUCACGAUUAUGUAAAUGUAUGGACAAUGAAUUUCGGUAUUUUUAAGGUCUUCUAAGUUUUCGCAGAUUUAUCAGCUGUGGAUCGACGUGGUUGGGGUAUCGUGCACUUCUGCGCUUUUGCCGCAAACAAAGACAUCUUGGAACGCCUAAAAGAUGCGGGGUACUUUGACUAUUCGUCGUUUCCGGCGUCUGGAGAUGGGGCGCGCAAAGUUUUGCCGCCUCAUAGGCUAAAUCUGAGGAAUAAAGUUAAGCGACUUGUUGAAGUUGAUGAGAUAUGUAGUGGUAUACUGAGGCUAUGCCUCUGUCUACUUCAUUUAAAUGUCUAUGCCAGGAGUCAAGUUAUGCAGCUCGAUUCGCUCGAUUCGAUUAUAACGAGAACAAGGAUCGUCCUUGGUACCUUUUUUCCGGUGGUAGUACUAGGGAGAGGUAGAAUCAUACACUUAAACCCAUAAAUUGUUGCUUGUUUUAGUGAGAACAAAAGGCAGACGACUUCUAACACAAAAGAGGAUCUAAAUCUCUAAUCCAUACGGUUCUACCGGAAAUGCGCAGCAACAUCAUACCGAAGUCACUUCGACGAGCCAGCAAUCCAAGAAGGCGAAACCGAAGACCAGGAGUCCACUAAGAGGUUUACAGCGGUACGGAACUUUAGCCGCUAUACCGGACCAAGAAUCAGAUGCAGAAAUAUCAGAUGAGGAGUGUGGUGCAGAUCCUAUUUAUGAAGAUGUGAUGUGAUACUACUAGUAGUUGUAGAGGUCGUGGUGUGUUUUAGAUGGUUUUAGAUGGCACGAUGGAGGGUGCUAAAGUAAGUUUAACCAUUUGCUGCUUGUGCAAUUCUAGCUGUAAUUGUAAUAGUUUACCGCUCUCUAAAACCCGGAGAGCCUCGCCGAAAAGCAACACAGCAACGACGAUGAUUUUGCAGAGUCACUAGCAACUGCGAGUCUGAAGCUCCUAGGAAGCUAUGGUGCAGAAAAGAGGAGGAAAGUUGACCAGGCACGUGAAAAAGUGGAGGAAGAGGUGCAGUCCGCUUUUAGCUUCGUCGCAUCAGAUCCGCUGCCGCCGUUGCACAUAGCCGCAGCUGGUGGGCAUGCUGAUGUGUGUCUAUUUUUGAUACAUGAGUGCAGUCAAGCAGUAACGGAGCAAAGCCUGGAAGGAGGGAAGACGCCCCUGCACUGCGCUUGUCACGCGGGACAUCCGCACAUCGUGAAGCUGUUACUGUUAAGGAAAGGAGAAUUGGCAGUCUGGUAGUCGUAGAAGAGUGAUCGUGAAGAAACAGAGGAAUGUCUCAACUUUCGCGGGGUUUUUUCUCCCCAAGCUUAUGGUGUGGAAGGCUGCGCCGAUGUGGUCAGCCGCUGCAGCUUGUGGGACAACUCUGCAGGGGCAAGAGCGUGCGGGGUGGACGCGUACCCACGGCCGCAGGCUGGGAGGCCUCCGCCACUGUCGUGGGGGGGGGCGCCCUGCGCCGGUGUGGAGCCGUAAGAAACUGAGGCGCGGCGAUUUGUUGCAAACAGAUCGGUGGACCUUUGUGGGCCGUUAGGGCGAUGCACCGACAAUAGUUUGAAAUGCACGAAAGCAGGCAAAGAAAAUUCGCCGGUCCCGUCAGGAGUCGACGGCCCCAGCGAAACGAAUAAGGCGGCCUCAGCCACUCCGCGCGACUGCGGUCGCUCAGCCUCAACCGAUAAAGCAUCUCAGUGCCCCUGCUUCAACCGGAUUCGCAGCCGGACGAGUACCAAAAUGGACGGCUGCGACUGCCCCCGCCGGCCGUAAACGCCGAGCCGGAUUUCUUGGCUCGGAAAACAUUAACAAGGCCCCGCUUGAAGACCUCUAUGGACAGCCAGCACCGUUCCCGUUGCCCGACGCUUACCGCAGCAAGGGCGGCGCCGUUUGGUUUUCUCACCUUGCUGGACUGCUGUUCGCAUUGCUUGCCCGCUGCUUUUCAGCCACGUAAUAUCUUUGACGAUUCUACUCAGUUUCGGACUCAGAGCGUUGCUAGCGAGUAUCUGCAUCGUGUCACAGCUGUACCCCCGGGGGCUUGUCACUGUGCCGCAACUCAUCGAGACACGCUGGCUGGGGGUCUGCGGUUGAUAGCUUGCGGGUUUUGCAUGGUAAAAAGGAAGCCACUCGGAAGCGAACUCGUCAGCACUAUGCGAAGCACAAAAAGACGACGCGAAGGAAGAGGCGCUUCGCGUGAGUGUGGGGCAUGGAGAUGGACGCGCGAGCGCGUGUGGAGUUUUGGGCAGCCGUGUCGGUCGCGCAGGAGCUUCUGAAAGCUGUCGAGCAUGUUCCGGCAAAGAUAAAGAAGUUUGCCGCAGGGAAUCGCCUCAAGUAUCCAGAACCAACCAACGCGCAAAGUGUCGGGGUUUGAAUUCAUGCAGGAGCGCUGGCCUUCGGACGAAUGGGCGGCGUGAUUUGUAUACGAUGCGGCAGGCCGCGGCAAGAGCUCGCCCCCCUGUAUGCGCUGGCGUGCGUGAUUUCUGUGAGAUGGUGCCGAGGGUGUAGCUGCCACCGCCUUACGGGCAUGGCUUGAAGCGUCUGGGCAUAAAUGGCGCCCGGCGGAGUAGGAAAACUGACGCAGGCACCUACUCAAAACCUCCGCGCCGGGGUGUGGCCACCUCAUUGGUGCGGCAGCUGAUCCCCCUAGGAAACUUGGCUGGCGCAGCGUCUUGACUAGUCGCGGCAUUUGCAGGCGCCACCGCCUCAGCGGGGCACUCCACUCAAACAGCGACGCCGACAGGUGUGGGGCUGCUUUUAGCUCGGGGGCUGCUGUUUUUGGUCAUGGUGGCGCAUGUCAUCGAUGCCGACGAUAAAGGAGGACGGAGGGAGGCCACAGGCCUCAGAAUCAAAGCGGAACGAUGUCAGGGCUGUGUCUCUGAAGGUUUCAGAUUUUAGAGCAUGCGCCGCGUUCUGCCGCCUCUCUUUUCCAGCCUCCGACCUCUUGGCGUUUUUGCGGCGCCAAUGCCAUUCCUUGAACGCCCACGGACGCGCGCCCGCCUUGUGUUGUGGGGACGUUGUGAUGCCGGAGGCCCGCCCGUGUGCGUCUUUCCGCGUACGUUGGGCGACAGACAGUGUGCGAAGAACAUGUUGAGGAGAGCCCGCCCAAACGCCCAUGAGGGCGCGAGCACGUGAGCGCGAUCGAGGAGCCAGCGGGGCUGUGGUAGUGGCUAAGCAUGGAAAGACAGCAAGAGAGGACUCAGCGGGAAACUUUCCCGCUUGGUCGCGGGGCGGCGCUGUGGCGUGUGCGUGGGGUUGCCCGCGGGGCAGCGCAUCAGCUGGGGCCCCGUUUCUUUUGGUUUUUGAUUGUGUAGGGCCGACUUGUCUGUCAGGCGCAAGGGGUGGCUGCGCUCUGUUGUUUCCCAUCCACCUUCUUGUUGGCGAAGUCGUUUUAUUUCCAUCAACCGUCUAACCUUCCACGCCAUCGACGAAGACAAGGCAUUGGAAACGCCUGACAGCAAUGGCUGGGCACCUCUCCACUUUCUCGCUUGGAGUGGGCUGCAGCUCGUUUCGAAACAACAAGACAAGAUGGGUGAUGCCCACUUUCUGAACCUUUUAAGGCCUUCGACAACAGUAAAUUCGCCACAGUACGUAGAAGCAGUUUUCUUUUCAUUUUUCUGAGUAAGAUGGAAGAGAAAUAAGUGAUCAACAAAAAUCUAGAUGAAUUUUUAUCAUCAAGAACUCCAAAUCAUCUAAGUUUAAGCCCAAGUCCACGCACAGGCACACUGGGAACAACAUGGAACAAGCAAACUACUACUUUCUCUCCAUCUAGUAGACGAGGUCCACGGAGUGUAGGUACCCGCGUUCUCACACAGGAUGCGUGGAAACUAUCAGCUGUGGACAUCGCACGAAAAAAACACCUCACAGGAUGGUUGCUCAACAGUGAUGAGCAUCAUUUCGCUUCUGGGACUUCUUCUUUUUCUUCGAGCGGCAACGUGUAUGGUAAUGGUAAUGGUUACGGCCCUGGCUAUUGAUGAGUCAUUCUCGCUACAGUUAGAUUGAUGUCGCAGUUUGCUUCUACUACUUUUCUUAUGAUCUAUUUUCUGAGACAAGUACAACAGGAAACUUCAAUGCGUACAUCAUUAUCUAAGACGGCAACUCCUUACUUUGGUGCGCUAGAUGUGCGCGUAGGGUUACGGAAAAGACCGAGGAAGAGGACUCCGAUGACGCUGACGACAAAAGAGAUGUCGAGAUGGUGUCUGGCGGUGUUGGUGGCGGCGGUGUUGGAGGUAGCGGAGGCAUUGGGGUUGGCACAGCUCCUAGAAGUGCUGGUGGCGUGAUGAUCAAAAAUGUAACCACGUCAAAUAAGAUGCACACGACGACAAGAUCAGUAUCGCCGAACAAGAAAACCACUACUGCAGCCAUAUCUAUGUUGUGUAAAAAGUGCCAUUUAGUUCAUUACUGUUCGAAGAAGUGCCAGCAAGCAGAUUGGCCGGCCCAUAAGCGGGAAUGUCGCGAAUUUCGCGAGCGUGCAGCUGAAGAACUUGCAAAUGCCUCCCUCUAUGCAUUGAAUAAUCGUUGAUGACCUUGUCCUUGAGGACUCAAGCUUAUCUUCAUGAUGAGGACUUUAGUUUAGUUUCGUUGACUGGAUUAAGAUCAGGUUUUUAACAGAAUUGGAAUUGAUCUAAUACAACUAUGUUGGCCUUAGUAGUUUUAUUGACUGGAUUAAGAUCAGUUUCACAGAAUAGUGCUGAAGAGUGUUUAGUUACUGUGGAAACAAUUACUCCAGCUGAAUUACAAGAAAACCAAACCGUAAAAACAUUGAGUAAGCGUUCAAGCCUUCGCUUCUAUCAUACAGUUUGUAGUAGGGGACUCUUAAAAUUUUUACCUGUAGUACAACUAUUGCAAGUUGAUGUAUAGGAAAAGUUUACUGUGCAAGAGCACCUAGUAGGUGCCAAAGCGAAAAAACUCUAUUAUUCAUUUACUGAAAGAGUCAAAGCCCUGACGAUGGGAUGCGCAAGGGAUGUGGAAGUGGGGAAGCAGUGAUUUGCGAGUGAAGACUACGAG